Molecule: messenger RNA, 1332 nt
Organism: Hydractinia symbiolongicarpus
Lineage: Eukaryota; Metazoa; Cnidaria; Hydrozoa; Anthoathecata; Hydractiniidae
Exons: 2
Coding region: 67-768 (233 amino acids)
Source: RefSeq, a predicted model, not a curated record
AGCAUCAGAUUUCAAAGAGCGUAAAAACAAGCUGUCUCCGCAAAAAAAGUGAUUGAUUGAUAAACUAUGGAAGAAAGAAGUUUAGCAGCUGGAGAAAAAAGAAUAAAAUUUAAAUGCAAGCGAAUUGGAAGUAUCAGUGAAUUGUUAAGCGUUGGCGAACACAGUAGAAAACAAUAUCAUUGUGUAGCUGAACAGCUUUCAGAAGCAUUAUUAGAGCAGGAAAAAUACGGCUUAUCACCGGUGAUCCCAGCAGAUGGGAAAGUAGCAGGUAAUGGAGCGAGUAAAGUAAUGCUAAAUGGAGUUAUCUAUACACUGGUAACAAAAUCAGGAAGGUAUGCAGGAGAAAUGGAUGUAUUGAACUCUAUGUGUUUGAUAAGCGAAUUCGACACUGAAUCAUGGAGUUGCGUGUAUUACUCAGAGCAUGACAAUAUUCGACCAACCAGUGAUUCCCCUAUGCAUUGGUGCGUGCUAAAUUUGUUACCGAGUAAAACGUUGGCGGAAAGUCCAACAGCAGCUCUUCAUGGCCACGCAUUGGCGACAGCUGAAGAGGCAGUGAAAUAUAACUUUCCGUUUUCCAGAGAAACCUUGUUUUCGACCCCUGAGGAUACUGAAGUAAUGAUUGAAAUGCUGAAGGAAUACACAUAUCCGAGUCAUAAAGUUUUUAUUAGACUUAAUCACGGUUAUUAUAUACUGGGACAAGAUGUUAUAGAUUGUCGAAAUGUUUUGCAUUCAGAAAUAAUCAAAAAAUGUGAAUCUUACCUAUCAUAAUCAUUCUCGUCCCCAAAGCUUUUUGUAAUAAAGACUUAAAAGUUCUAUGGAGUAGAAUUGUAUCGUAUAACCUUACUUCUCUUAGAUAUUGUUAUAAAUUCUAUUAUAUUCUUUUAUUACGGCAAAAAUGAAAAAAAAUCAUAUUUUUUAACACAGGAAAGUCAUAUGUCUUGGCACGUGAUAAGCCCUAGAAUAUAAAACCAAAAGACGACCGGAUUUAAAAAAUAAUUCUGAGUUUGAAAAACUAAAAAUUUAGAAGAAAUCAUAUGGUCAUAGGUCAUUCUAAUGAAAUUAGAAAAUUAAUAAAAUGACCGAUGCAAGACGUUAUGUAUAUUUGAUGUCUUUUUUAAGUACUAUACAUAUACUGGAAAAAGACUAAAAUUCGAUUUUUAAUUCAAGUAUUUUCUAGUUUUUCCAGUAUUAUCACUACGUUAUCUUUGGUUUAUUUAAAAAAAUGCACAAGUUUUUUAAUGUAAAAAUGUUGCUUGCAUACGGUAAUGCACGGAUCUGUUACUAAAACAAUGUCUUCCAUCGUAAACGAUAACUUCCGUUAUAUUAUUGUUC